CGUGGGUGCUAAAUCAGUCCACCAGUGAGUUUAACAGAGUAGGGGAAUUUAUUUAUGCCUCGGAUGGCCAGCUUCCAGCUGUUGAAAGCUGAUUCAUCUACUAUCAUAGUUUAAAAAAGACUAGUUGCACCAUUGCACUCGGGCUUUGAUCACGUGAUGUAAACAGUCCGCAAUCAGGCUGUGGAUCAACAGGCGUUACAUCGCCCUCUGCCGUUUGGGAGGACACAAUGGCGGCAAGGGAGCUUUAUUUGUGCUGCACUUUUUGCACCCAGAAGCAUUUCAAAGCGCUUUACUGACGUUCAAAAGCAGGCAAAAGAAAUGUGAAAAGUUAAACAAAAAUAUAAAACGUUCUUGCUGAUUUUUAUAUAGUUGAGACAGAAGUUGUGCACAUUGUUGUUACAAGAACAGGUAGGCAAUGCUCCUUUUACAUUGGAAGCCAACUGUGGAACUAGAACAAUAGCAAGAAAGUAAAUAAAAAACAGAUUGACUAAAGAUACUGAAAGAACUUUUACAGAAUACUGCAGUUUUCUUUAGAUUUGAUCCUUAUAGUCCUUGAAAAAUGUUUAAUUAUAUUCAAAGUGGUAUUUUCACACUUAGGCAACUCUUCUUUUUUGUCUUGUCAGCUUUUUAAUCCUGGUUUUGUGUGUCUUAGAAAAAGUUUACUCUCUUGAUCUUGAUAGGGAGUGCCUUUUAAAUUUUAAGGAACCGUUAUUCAGUGAAGAGAAGGAUAAAUAAUCUAUCACUCGUGAAAAACAGUUGAUGAAUUAUUUGUUGGGUCCGGCCGUCACUUGAUGCUACAACAGAAGCUCAGCUUUAGACUGGCUUGAGUGUUAAGCAAAGCUGCUUUUCUAACUAAAGCAUAAAGAAACUUUAAAAUAUUUGUUAUUUUGGGAAUUUGGUUCUGGGAUGGAGCUUGCAAAAAGCUGUGUGGAUAUUUGGAUCCGUUCCUUUGGGAGUUGCUCUCUGCUGCAGCCUCUGUGGGACAGCCUGAGGCUCAACUACAAAGAUUAUUUGAGAUCUCCACUUUUUCCAGUGGCACUGACCGUGUCAUCCUAUUUUGUCUUUUGCCUACCUUUCCUUGCCUGUGACAUCAUGGGGGACAAGUGGGUAUGGAUCCAGCAAUUCAAGAUUCAACCAAGCCGUCGGCCAACAGCAUCUUCAAUGCUGCACUGCGCUUCUGUCACAUUGUACAACCACAUGUUUCUUGUGCUCCCUGCAUCGGUGGCCCAGUGGGUAUGGAGGCCACCGGUGGACCUACCAGACCAGGCUCCAUCGCUCUUGGAUUUGCUUUCCGGGGUUUUAGGCAAUCUCCUGUUAUUCGACUUUCAGUACUACAUUUGGCACCUGCUCCAUCACAAGAUCCGCUGGCUCUAUGUCACCUUCCACGCCAUCCACCACCAGUACUCUUCGCCAUUUGCUCUCGCCACCCAGUGUUUGAGUGGUUGGGAGCUGAUCACAGUGGGAUUUUGGACCACCCUUAAUCCAAUAAUCCUAAAAUCCCAUCUACUCACCACAUGGGCCUUCAUGGUUUUCCAUGUGUAUGUGUCCAUAGAGGACCACUGUGGAUAUGAUUUUCCCUGGUCUACAACACAUCUGUUUCCAUGUGGCAUCUAUGGAGGCGCCAGCAAGCAUGAUGUGCACCACCAGAAACCCAACACCAACUUUGCUCCACACUUCAGUCACUGGGACAUAGUAUUUGGCACACAUAGUGGCAGUUUUCCUUCUUCUUCAGAAAAGGAUAAAGAUAACUCCAGUUAGACAUCAACCAAACAAUCAAAAGGCUGUGCUUAAUUAUACCUUUGCAUGAAGUAAUGUCUAUAACCAUAACAUCUGAGUGGAUCUUUUAUUUACUUUUACAGUUAGAGUAUAAAUGCUUGCUUGCAUCUGUUUGUCAGCAUGUUUGCUGUCUUGAUUAAAGCUUAUAGUAUAUCACUCACAAUGCAUUAUUUGAAUUUGCUGAAUUGGUCUCUCUCAGCUUCCUUCUUAAAUGUUAGAUGGAAAUAAAUGAUCUAA
Oryzias latipes (Japanese medaka) is the source of this 2013-nucleotide messenger RNA. It is a transcript of the gene ch25hl1.2, whose product is annotated as cholesterol 25-hydroxylase like 1, tandem duplicate 2. Lineage: Eukaryota; Metazoa; Chordata; Actinopteri; Beloniformes; Adrianichthyidae. The record is from RefSeq and is a predicted model, not a curated record. Gene Ontology annotation, molecular function: iron ion binding; oxidoreductase activity. Gene Ontology annotation, biological process: lipid biosynthetic process.